GCCUGUUGCUGUCCUGCCGUGCCAGCUCGAGCCGUGUGCUCCCGGAGGAAAACAUCCCUCUCAUCAUCCAGAGGACCCAAAAGGAGGAGAGCACAUUUGCAAAACUAUCCCAGUUGCAACAAGGCGAAGUUACGUCUGGAUAAGAAAGUAAAGCGACUUUUACUUUAAGACAAUGUAGUGAUUUGCUUCCUGCGCUUUCUUUCAACCGGCUGCAGACAGUCACCAAAGCUUCCGGAGGGCGCAGCACAACCUGCAACUUUGCUGAAAUGAUGCUCAACUUUUCCCUCCGUGCAUUGCUCCCAGUCAUCGCACUGACUGUUCUUACAGCUGUUGAAGUUGCUGAAAGUCAGAAGGUUGCCAUGGACACUGGGACAUCCUCCACCCCAUCUCCAGUUUAUCCCACUGUCAACUUUCAGGUUCUCAAUGUGAACCACAUGUUUCUGAGGCAAGACAGCCCCGAGCCAUCGGGGAACUCCAGCCUGAAGACUCAGACUCAGACUUUUCUCAUCACUGGUAAAGGCACUGAGCUCCUCCAGCCAGCUGUCAACACUUCAUACGGCCCCCUUACAGUGGACGCCCCGAUUCCUCCAGACCUGCUCCUCAGUGGGCGCACGAUCCUGCCAGUCAUUUUGGCCCGCCAGGUUCGUUCCUCAUCUCCUGUUGUCAAGAUUCUCUUCCACAUGCCCACUGAAAGUGGCAUCACUGUUGGGCAAGAAAGGACAGGGUCUGGAGAAGAUAAUGGCAAGAGAGGUGCUGGAACCAAGGCGAAGGAAGGAGCUCACUGUGUGACGGCUUAUGCCUUCUGGGAGACAAGGGAAGUUCGUGGGGCGUGCCUUGUGUCUCCAGGUGGAUUUUGUGUGGCACAGCUGAAGCCAGAACCCGCCUGGUUCAGCUCAGGCAGCCGAUCUGGCAGCUCUAGCAGGGAAGCAGGAAGGACCGAAGGAAUUAAAGGUCUUCAGGGGAACCUUGUGGAGGUCUACUUCCAGAGUCGCAGGGAUCAGACAGGCCAGUGUACCCCACAGGAUAGCCUGCAACGUGUUGGCGUGGGAAGAGGAAGAGACUCUGGAGGAUCAGGGACACCGAUGAGGCGGAUAGGAAGUGUCAAUUUGCUCAGAACUCCACCAGGGAACCCAACCUUUUUUCGACUGAGACUGGGAGGCGCAGUGGUCAUUCAGACCUCUUCUAAGCCCCUGAAGGCCACAGACGUGGCAACUUUCUAUGUCUUCCUGGCGAGCACAUCGACUCUGGAAAGUUUCACACUCAGGGCAACAGUGAAAACAGGCCUAUCAUUCAGUGCGGCGCGGCCCAGUGACUCAGCGCUGUGGGACAUCGUAGUGGAGCCUGGCAGUGGAGUGACUCCCAACACUGUCUCCGUCGUCUGCCAGAGGAAGGUUGCUAUCACGGCAAAGAGGGGUCUUCUGGAAGUUUUACAACUGGACUUUGUGCCAAAAGAUGUUUCGGAGCAGGCUGAGAGUCAGACGAUCUCCUGGCGUCUGGAGUUGCCGGGGAACGUCAAGGAUGUGGGAAUGAUGCGGAUCUACACGACUCAGAGGGAUUAUGUGGGGCUGGCACCUCUGGUCAUGAACACUGAUAUCUUGAACACUGCUGUGCUGACGGGUGAAAGAGUGACGGUACCUGUGAAAACUUUGGCUGUGGAGGCUGAUGGCUCUGUCACCGAUGUGACCAACUACACCAGCUGUCGGUCUACAGAGGAGGAGAUACUCAAGGUGUCAGAGCGAUGUGACUACAUGUACGUAAACGGGAAGGAGACGAGAGGAAAAAGCAGGGUGAUGCUCAACUUUACUUACGGUUUCCUGAGUGCCCAGCUGGAGAUGAGCGUGUGGAUGCCCCGCCUGCCUUUGCUAAUCGAUGUGGCUGACCCCGAGCUCAGCCAGAUCAAAGGCUGGAGGGUCCCUGUGACAACAGGCAGCAGGAGGUCGACAUGGGACAGUGAGGAAGAGGAGGAGAUGAGGAAGGGCAGGGGUUGCAUGCUGCAGUACCAGCACUCUACACUCAGGGUGCUGACACCAUUCAUAGCGCAGACUGACGCUGAGGUGCUGCCUGACCCGCUGACAGGGGCAGAGCCUGUUGAGUACUUCCUGGGUCCUGAUUGGCAGGUGGAUGUGACCAAACUUGUACGCUCCUCUUUAAAAGUGGCAGAUCCUGAUGUCGCCAGGGUGCAGGAUGGCAUGGUACUGCAGGGACGGGCUGUAGGCACCACUACUGUACAGGUGCUGUCCCCUCUGACAUCUUCGGUCCUGGCCGAGCAGAGCAUCAGGGUGGUGGAUGAUAAAGUGAGUGUGACUGAGCUGGGGGUGCAGUUGGUUUCUGGGCUCUCUCUGUCCCUGCAGCCCAGCCCUGGGAGCAACAGGGCCAUCGUCGCCACGGCAACCACACGGGAGAUGAUCACGCAGCUCAAACAGGAAGCAUUGGUCAGCUGCUGGGUUCAGUUCAGUGAUGGUGCAGUCGCCCCACUGGACCUGUUUGACCGCAGCAUCUACUCUCUGACGGUCUCCACCCCAGAUGAUGGGGUGGCCACUGUACGCCGCACCCCACAGUCCACAUUUUUAGUGGCACAAAGUGAAGGUGGAGACCAGGGGGCAGUCGUGAGGGUGGAGCUGAGGAUUUGUGAGGAAUGCCAGAAAUCCAAGAGGAAGAGCAAGUUGGCAGUGGGCACAGGGCUCCUCAGGAUGAACUUUCAGAGUAGCAGCAGAGUCGUAACAGAAGGAGGUGGUGGAUUUGGUGAGGUUGGCACUGACGGAAGUAAAGAUGUGGGUGGUGGUGCAUCAGAAUUGGUAGGCGAGCUUAAAACGACGGUGACAUCACAGCAGUCUGUCACAGAUAUGGAUAAAUGGUUGUUCAGAAGCACAGCACUUGACCAGCGAGAGUCUACCGCAGCAGAAACUACCACCUCGACUACAUAUUCAACAAAAUCCAUGCAGACGCAAGUCAUAUGGAUUGGAACUACAACCAGGCCUACAAGAAGUAGUACAUAUACUACCAUUCCCACAACUACCACUACAACCAUGAGCACUGCCAGACCUACAGACACAACAGUUGGUUUAGUUGUUAAGGGAGAAGGCCAGAAACGAAGCUACGGAAACAUGCUCGACAAUCCAAAUUCACCCCUGAACAAAGACAUUCCUAGACCAGAGGUGCCCAAGAAGGAGCCUCCGAAAUCGAAAACUCCAAAAGUAAUCGAGAGUGACCUCAUCAGGACAUUCAAAGCCAUGUCAGACAUGGAAAUCGGCAUGUACGCCUUGGUGGGUGUCUCCUGCGUAGCCAUCUUUGCUUUUUUGCUCAACUGUGCUUCGUAUAAUCUCUGUUUCCGGAAUCAUAAAACCCCCAUACAGGCCGCCCCGGCACCCACCGGGGACCCGAAGGAUCACAAGCACGACUGGGUGUGGCUGGGGAGCAACAAUCACAGCGCUCCAGCUCCGGGUGACCCGGCUCAAGUGUCCACGCUAAAACGCGAGGCCCACCACCCUCUGGAGUCCCGUCACUCCAUGGACUCCAUCAGCCACCGCAGCAUGGAGAGCACCCUGCCCACCGUGAGCGCCCCCGCCGUCCCCGAAAGAACUGCCACCCUGGGCCGCAGCAGGACCAGCUCCCAGCAGCAGUUCCAGGCAAAGGCGAUCGACCCCAUGGCGAACCGUUCGGCCACCUUGCUGGCCCGGCCACACCGCAGCGAGCCGCUUCAUUCCCCCACCAGCAAGCGGAACCAGGUCCAGUUCACCACCUUCACCACGCUGGACAUCAAGCACUUGGCUGCACUGAAGAAGAACGGCGUGGACUUAAACUGGGCCAACCAGCAGACGCAGGCCCCCGCUGGGCCCCAGUCACCUUUACCUGACAUGCCGUGGCCUGUUGUCAAACCUCUGGGAGAGCCUCAGUGAGUUUGUUUGGUGGGAAUAAAGAAGUGUAUAUACAGUACACAGGAAGCUAUAGUGGUGAAUGUCUGAAAGAAAAAAGCUGGCUUUUGUUUUUUAAUAAAAGAUAAAUCACUUUAGAGGAUGUAUUUAUUGAGAUUAGAUAGAGGACAUUUUAUAUUGAAGUAUGUGCUCAGUGAAAGCCUGUAAAUACAUUAUGUAAUGGUGUACCCAUGACGAGACACAUAAGAGAUACUGAGUUGAUUUUUUAAGAUUCAAAGCAUGAUUUUAUCCCUGAAAUGCGAGAUUCUUGUGCUCUGCAGACUUGAUGUUGUAAAUAUACAUAUAUCUAUACUAUUAACUUAUUUCUACAUUUCUAACUCAAAACAAAUGAAUUCUCAUCUCCUCUUGCUUUUGUACAAUCCCGUCGCCCCUGUAGAAACCACUUCAGAUAUUGCUAGUUGUCAGGUUAAAUGCAGUACAGGAGGGAUUAUUUCUUGUAAGUAAUUCUAUUCUUUUCCAGCCUUUUUGUACUUUCUUUUUUUUUUUUUUUUGUUCUCGGAUUCCUCCAGAGAGUACCUGAAGAGUCUGUGCAAUUUGUCAGAGAAUAUGCAACAUUUAUCAAGCUAUUUUGAGCAAUCUGUCACUGCAGUCUGAAGCGGAUAUUUAUUCAAAUCAAAUGCAUGCUAUGCAAAUAUAGUCUGCGCCGUGUUUGAAGUGGACAUUGUUUCUGAAUUUUUUAACAAACCUUACCUUGGGCUCCAGGUUCCUCCUGGGGGCCCUGCUUCUACAAUUUGUUAAAAAAUGUCUAAUCUCGGUCUCUUGACACGAAGCAAUACAUAUUCAGCUGUAAGAUUUUUCAUGUGUGAAUGCAAAACAAUGAUGCCUUUUUCUAUGUAGCAAUCUCUUAUUUUGAAACCAAAAUGUGAUGUGUAUUUCCCAAGAGAUCCUAUCAAUAAAGAGCAAAUGGAUUCAUU
Messenger RNA from Epinephelus moara (kelp grouper), 4846 nucleotides. Its product is annotated as transmembrane protein 132D. The record is from RefSeq and is a predicted model, not a curated record. The transcript is spliced from 10 exons. NCBI's taxonomy places the organism in Eukaryota, Metazoa, Chordata, Actinopteri, Perciformes, Serranidae. The coding region runs from base 267 to 3896 and encodes 1209 amino acids.